AUGGACAUCACGGAAACGCAAUGUGGCAUGUACACGGUUAGAGAGCCAGGUGCAUUCUGGGUAGAGCCAGGGAUUGGCCAAUUGUCCCCGAGAAGAAGGACUCGGACACGCCUCUUCUCCAACAGCAGCUUAGAGCUGGAAGAGGAAGAGGAUGAGGAAGAAGAGGGAGAAGAAGAGGAAGAGGAGGAGGGAGGAGGAGAGGCAGGGGGUAGUGGUGUGAUAGGGUUGGUGACUCAGACUCUGACUACGGCUGUGCCCUUGUCCCCUGCUCCAGCAGCGAUGGAUAGGAGGAUGACUAAAAGAGAGAGGAACAGGGUGAAGAGUCUGAGGAAGAGGCAGAGGAGGAGAGAGAGAUGGAGACAGAGCCAGCUGCUGGAGAAUAGACAGAGUUCGACGGGGAACGCAUCGAGCAGCAGUGAGGAGGAGGAGGAGGAUGUGAGUGCCGGGGACAGAGAGGGCUUCAUCUGUGCUGUGUGUCUGGAUGUUUACUUCAGCCCCUACAUGUGCCACCCCUGUAACCACAUCUUCUGUGAGCCCUGCCUCCGUACCCUGGCUAAGAACAGCCCAACCAACACCCCUUGCCCACUCUGCAGGACCACCAUCACUCACGUCUUCUUCCAGACGGAGUUGAACCACACAGCACGGACGUUCUUCCCAAAGGAAUACUUUUCCCGGAAACAGACUUUCCAGAAGGCAAGCUGUGCAAAAUGGCCGCUCCCAAGCUGCAGGAAACUUUUCCGUAUUUUUGGAGGUUUCCAGAGACAAGCUAGUCCAAUAGCCAGGCGUCAGUUUCCCCACGGGGGGUACCGUCUAGACGCCAUGGACUUUGAGGACAAUUCUCGUGGCUGGCGCUUUGACAUUGACAUGGUCAUUAUCUAUAUCUAUUCUGUCAACUGGGUCAUCGGCUUCAUCAUCUUCUGCUUUCUCUGCUACUUCUUUUUCCCUUCUUUCUAA
Molecule: messenger RNA, 954 nt
Organism: Oncorhynchus masou masou (cherry salmon)
Lineage: Eukaryota; Metazoa; Chordata; Actinopteri; Salmoniformes; Salmonidae
Gene: rnf180a
Product: ring finger protein 180a
Exons: 4
Coding region: 1-954 (317 amino acids)
Biological process (GO): serotonin metabolic process; norepinephrine metabolic process; positive regulation of proteasomal ubiquitin-dependent protein catabolic process
Cellular component (GO): endoplasmic reticulum membrane
Molecular function (GO): ubiquitin protein ligase activity; ubiquitin conjugating enzyme binding
Source: RefSeq, a predicted model, not a curated record